AUGGCAACAUCUAUUCGUGGUGGCAACUCGCACCUCUGCCGCUACAAUGCUGCAGUGGAGGAGUUUAGAGAAGCUGAAUAUCCCAUGAUUAAGGAAUCUAUAUAUCUCGAUCAUGCUGGCUCAACGUUAUGUUCCAAGUCCUUGAUGGACUCUUUUACCCGCGAGAUGACGACGGUUCUUUACGGAAACCCCCAUUCUGCGUCUUCCUCCUCUCAACAAUCAACUUCUCGUGUUGAGGAUGCUCGAAUGAACUUAUUGACUUUCUUCGGAGCGGAUCCAGCCGAGUAUGAUGUGGUGUUUGUUGCCAAUGCCACAGCUGGUGUCAAAUUGGUUGUUGAUGCUAUGAGAACUCAACCAGACGGCUUCCUAUUUGCAUAUCACCAAGCCUGCCAUACUAGCUUGGUCGGAGUGCGUGAGGAAUCUGUUGCUAGCACGUCCAUUGGCGACGACGAGGUCGAAUCUUGGUUAGAAGGACAAUGCCCAUUUCAGGACACAACUACGGCCUCACCGUCAGCAACUCUAUUUGCCUAUCCUGCCCAGUCGCAUAUGGAUGGUAGAAGGUAUCCUUUAACAUGGACAAGAGAUAUGCAAAAAGUCCCGCAAAGUCCUCAGCACCGAGUACUCACAUUACUUGAUGCGUCCUCGUUUGUUGCCACAUCCCGUCUUGAUCUUAGCGAUCCGAACGUGGCACCAGAUUUCACUGUUCUGAGUUUGUACAAGAUAUUUGGAUUUCCAGAUCUUGGCGCAUUGCUGGUGAAGCGUGCCUCAGAAUGGGUAUUUGAAAACCGAAGAUAUUUUGGUGGUGGUACUGUGGACAUGGUUGUUUCUGGAAAGGAGAAGUGGCAUGCACCGAAAUCACAAUUCCUCCACGAACGACUAGAGGACGGCACACUACCAUUUCACAACAUAGUGGCGCUUGAUAUAGCUAUGGACAUACAUCGACGACUAUUCGGUUCGAUGGAUCAGGUCAGCUCGCACACUUCUUACCUCGCCCAACGAAUGCUUGAGCAGUUGGGCAAUAUGCGCCACGCGAACGGUACACCGGUUUGCUCUAUCUAUACGCCAAUGGCCGACGAGACGAAUUGUCUCGGAGUCGGUCCGGUGAUCUCUUUCAACUUAAGGAACAGCCAAGGUGCCUGGAUCAGUCUAGCCGAGUUCGAGAAACUUGCAAAUCUGAAGAACAUUCACAUUCGGACAGGGGGUCUAUGCAGCCCAGGGGGCAUUGCCUCAGCUCUUGACUUGCAGCCAUGGGAGAUGAAGAAGAACUUCUCCGCAGGGUUCCGUUGCGGAGUGGAUAGUGAUGUUAUGUCCGGGAAACCAACUGGAGUCAUUCGAGCUAGUUUGGCUGCGAUGAGCACUGAAGCUGAUGUUAACGGGUUUGUUACAUUUAUUAAGGAGUUCUACCAGGAAAGGAAGAUAAUAACCGCCUAUCCUGAUCUAGUCCUCAGCCCGACCGUUAAAUCCCAACCACCAGCUCUAAGGGUCAAAUCUGUCACCGUCUACCCUGUCAAAAGCUGUGCUGGCUUUUCUAUCCUAACUGGAGUGCCUUGGGAGGUUCGACCAGAAGGUCUAGCCUGGGAUCGUGAAUGGUGCCUAGUUCAUCAUGGCUCAGGACACGCUCUGAGCCAGAAAAGAUGCCCCAAGAUGGCGCUGCUACGACCAGUGUUGGAUUUUGAGAAAGGUGAACUAGUUGUCACAUUUCACGGCAAACUCAACAAAGGUCAACAACACCAGGUAUCCAUACCAUUAUCAGCAGACCCUUCUGUCAUCGACUCCGACCUCGAGAGACAGGCAUCAAGGGUAUGUGGCGAGAAAGUGACCACACAGAUAUAUACGUCGGACACUAUUAACUCCUUCUUUUCUUCCGUACUUGGUGUUCCUUGUGUCUUGGCAAGGUUUCCUCCUGGUGGCCUAGGACUGAAAAGUCGCCUGUCAAAGGCGCAAAUCCAGCGAUACCAACAACCGACCAAGGUGCAUACGAUACCGGGUUCAUUCCCAGACGUACCAUCGCCUCCGGAUUCGGAUUCCGAGCAGCAGAAAUCUGCCAAGAUUCUGCUUUCAAACGAGAGUCCUAUCUUGAUGAUCCACAGCUCCAGUGUCGAUGCGUUAAAUGAAGAGAUUUCGAGCCGUGGUGGCAGACCAGUGGUUGAAAAGUCGUUCCGGGCCAAUAUUGUGAUGGAGCAAGCUGCUGGCUCUAAACCUCAGGUAGCCUUUUCCGAGGAUAGCUGGGACUCUAUGCACAUUGGCCAUCAAAAUUUCAAACUCAUGGGUGCCUGCCGCAGGUGUCAGAUGGUUUGUAUAGAUCAAGAGACAGGAGAGAAGAAGGAGGAGCCAUUCGUGACACUUGCAAAGACAAGACGAUUUGAUGGCAAGGUUUAUUUUGGGGUUCAUAUGCGCCAUGAUCCCUUGAUAGAAGAGGAUGUUGCGAGUAUAGAGUCGCAAUAUCCUACUAUCAAGGUUGGAGAUCCUGUGACGGCGACAGCCCGUGGGUAG
Messenger RNA from Fusarium sp. VM40, 2493 nucleotides. NCBI's taxonomy places the organism in Eukaryota, Fungi, Ascomycota, Sordariomycetes, Hypocreales, Nectriaceae. The record is from the annotation of a GenBank genome assembly.